Messenger RNA from Hibiscus syriacus, 1261 nucleotides. RefSeq lists its product as uncharacterized. The record is from RefSeq and is a predicted model, not a curated record. Bases 377 to 1261 code for a protein of 294 amino acids. Lineage: Eukaryota; Viridiplantae; Streptophyta; Magnoliopsida; Malvales; Malvaceae. The transcript is spliced from 4 exons.
AUUUUUAAACCACCCCCAAUCCCUAUUAUCCCUAAUACGUACCUUUAAACUUUCUUAUUUUAUUCUAUCAUCUUUUCUUUCUUCUUUAAUCCCAACCUCCUUAGCUGGUUUCAUUCACCUUCAUAAUCGUGCUCCACCACCCAUUCCCUGCAUCACCAUAAUCUUAGUUGUACCAUCGCUGCGCCGCUGCCCGAUUAUCAAUAAUGGUCAGAACCCAAAAUCGUCAGAACCCAAAAUCGUCAGAACCCAAAAUCAAGGUAAUGAUGGCCUUUCAGUUCCACCCAUUGUGCUCGACAGACGGUAUUGUUUCACCAUUUCGGCGGCCUUUAUUAAAGUUCCAAGUGACUCUGACUCGAUUCCUCGCCUCGUCCACGAUAUGGCGAUGGUAAUAAGCCUAAACACCUCUACAUGUGGCAGUCGAACUGAACCAUGUAUCACUUUCUUUGAUCAACCGUCGGUCGCAACACCCCGAGAUUUCUGGACUGAGUCAUGGCCACUGUCUGUCACCACCACGGUCACCUUCUCCAUCUUUUCAUUCUAUUCCGAUAGUGACUUCAUCUUCUUCUUGGCCAUGCCACUCCUCCACUCACCGAGAGGACUUUUUGGCAAGCAUUUUUUGGGACAACCCGACACUGAACCUUCAUAUCAAUAUCAUUCCAAGCAGUAUUUAUCUCUGUUCCGUGCAUCCAAUUUGAACGCAUUUCCGUCGCCUCUAGGCAGCCUCCCACAAGCGUCCAAAAAUCCUGAACGUAAUUGGCGCGGCCGAUCCUAUGCAAUGCCAUCCGCGGAACGUUUGAAGGGAUUCAUGCACUUUAAAAAUGACCAGAUGGUUCGUUUUCAGAACAUCCACCAUUGUCCAUUUCGAGUAUGUAGAAAUGUAAAUUUGGGUUUCUGGUUUGCCCGAGCAUUUGAGAUCGUUAUUCGAUCCAAUAGCCUUUUAAUCCUUGGUCCUUACAUUACAAAUUUAGUGUCUCAUGUUGCUAAUUUUGAUAUUAUGGACUUUACUUGCACGUUCUAUAUGGAUGGAUUAGAUGAAUGUUGCUUGGAUCUAAUGGGCUUGCUUGCAGGAACGGCCAUUGCACCGAACGGCCAUUGCACCGUAUUUUGUUCCACUGGGAGUGAUGAUGCCACAUACCGAACUAGUCUUCACUCGCCGAAAUGCGCGUCCUCGAUCUUUACCGCUGCCUCCUUCGAACAUGCAAGAGAAAUGCAUGACGUCAAUGAUCGCCUCAUUCGUACAGUAAAAGACAGCACCAUUUGA